Molecule: messenger RNA, 1452 nt
Organism: Fusarium vanettenii 77-13-4
Lineage: Eukaryota; Fungi; Ascomycota; Sordariomycetes; Hypocreales; Nectriaceae
Exons: 7
Coding region: 1-1452 (483 amino acids)
Source: RefSeq, a predicted model, not a curated record
AUGGACGAUUAUAUGUUUCGGUAUUAUGUCAAUGAAUGUCGCACUGUUUACGAGGACACGGGCUACGUCGAGAUCUUCAAUUAUUCGGAUCCCUUGUAUAAUUCCUCCGAGGAGCAUCCUUUACCGGAUGACGAGUUUGACAAUUUUCUGCAUCGGAGGGGCGCCUUUGCACCACCGGACAACCUGCGACAUGGCACCAAACUACUCAGUGGUGUUCGGUUAAUAGUUCAGAAGAAUGCCAAGCAUAACGACACCUUUCUGUCAAAGGUCAUCUCGCUGCCUUGCGACAGGUAUGCAUCCAUGGUUCGUGAGCUGAGGCUGCCCUUUCGCGGCAUCGAGACAACAUCAGUGGUCGGGCCCUUCUUCUGGUGCGCAUACGACCAAGAUGACGAUGACCCUCACUUGCAAAUCAUCCACCGCAAGUCAGAUGUGCUCAAGAAAGGCAAAACCCGCGGCUGGGAGAUGCUCCUUUCCUACUCAUUCAAGACCGGUAUAACUACUGGCUUCAUCAAGGGAACCCCAAGCUCUGAGGUCGAAAAGACGCUCGUCCACCUCCAAGCCUGCGCUGCUGAGGUCGGCCACCCAAUGUUGCUCCCCAUCAUCAUACUCUCCUACGACCUCUCUCCAGAGAAUGAUAACAAGCAACGCAAGGCGCGGCACUGGCUUCGUCGGCUCGAAAACGCCGUCAGUCUACGAAACGAGGUCGAGGAGCAAGAGCAGUAUUUCCAAGACGGCCUCAUAGACGUUGACGGAUUGAACCGUGACCUCGUCGAAUGCCACGGCAACGUCAUGUGGAAGCGGCCCCAGGCGUAUAUGGCCCUUGCCAAGGAGAUGGAGAAGGCUAUGGAGAACUUUCGUUAUCUGUGGAACACAACUGCAAGCGAGGAUAUGUGCGAAGCUGAACGCAAGUAUCGCAAGGAGCUCGACAAGCUGCAUCGGAGCAUGGUGGCUCGGCUUGACUUUUACAAGGUGAAGCUUACGGGAUUGGAAAACUACAUCCACACGACUCUGGAAAGGCUCAAGGUCCAACGCGAAGCGCGUGAGGCACGGCUUAAUCUCGAGAUUGCCGGAGAACAGAGGAGGAUAGCCCACGCCAGCAAGCGGGAUAGCACAGCCAUGAAGACUCUGUCGCUCAUGGGUGCCCUCUUUCUCCCAGGAACAUAUCUCGCUUCUGUCUUUAGCAUGACAUUCUUUGAUUUUGGAAAAGGUGCCGACCCCGUUGUCUCUAUCCAACUCUGGGUCUACUUCGCCAUAGCAGUCCCUGUCACGGCUCUCAUCGUUGGAUGCUGGAUGUACCUCGACAGGCGUCGCCGGGAGCAGCACAAGAAGGACGACGCGGACCUGGAGAAGAACAUUGACAAGAUGGAAAAGGAGAUCAUGUUUGCUUUGCGCAAGCGGACCAUGAGCAAGGCCAAUACCUGGAACACGGCCAACCCGCCCCCAAAGACUUGA